UCACCGCCCAGGACCCGGAUUCAGGCGGCUCGGAGAGCAGCUUAUUUACUAUAUUCGGGUGGAAAGUACUACGAAUCAAGUUCCAUACUCGAGGAUGCAGUUAGCCUGAUGCCAAGCGUCAAUCUACGGUUGCUACAACGGGAUGACCAACAACACAUACUGUCGGAGCUUUCCGGGCUAGCGUCAGCUGCUGCUUCAAUGGCUCUUCAGGCUGGGAGAAAAGCCUAUCACAGCCUAAAGUUACUGGAGCUCGGUCGUGGAAUAAUUAUCGGCUUUGCAAUCGACUCAAGGUCAGAAGUCUCAGAUCUUAAGGCCGAUCAUCCCCUGGAAUUCAACCAAUUUGACCGCCUUCGGGUAGAGGUUGACUCCCCGAUGAAUGGAACGAGCUACUUAGGUGACGAAACACCCGAACAAUACCGAAAGCGUGCUACAUCAAGACGUUGGGAGGCUGUUAGGGAAAUGGAAGAAACUCUAGCACGCAUCCGCCAGUUACCUGGAUAUGACGGAUUCCUGCUCCCCCCCCCCUCAAGACGCUCUAAUGGAAAUAGCAAGAAAUGGUCCCAUCAUUAUCUUCAACAGCACAUCCUACAGAAGCGAUGCCACAAUUGUCACUACCUCGGCUAUAACGUCAUUAGAGCUUCCGAAGCUUAACUAUGAGAAAGCAAUCGAGUGGAUGGAGAAAUUAGCCAAUUUUGGGAAAGGCCCGGGAGGGCUAUUAAAGAGAGCCCAGGAUAACAAAAAAAUGCGGGACCUCCUUCUUUGGUUAUGGGAUGCGGCGGUAGGGCCCGUUUUGGACCACCUUGAAUGUAGCGGAGCAAUUAUCAGUGGUGGUGUCCAAGGCGGCGAUCCGAAGCACAUUUGGUGGGUUGGAGUUGGGCAAUUAAGUAUGGCACCUUUCCACGCCGCUGGGGACCACUCCCGAGGUUCAACCCGUAACACUAUAAGUCGAGCCAUUUCAUCAUACAUCCCAACAAUAAAAGCCCUCACCUAUGCGCGUCAAGUGGAGCUCCGGCUGCUCGACGAGUCUGGUCCCUCUUUCUCAGCGGAACCCUCCAGGAAAGAAAAACCUCUCGGAAGACAGAACCCUCGUUUGCUUCUAAUUCCCAUGCCGAAGACACCCGGCGAGGCAAGUCUACCCGGUGUUGAUCGAGAGGUUCAAUAUAUACAUGAUUCCACCUCUAAAACUCCCGUCGAGACCACUGUGCUAAGCAAUCCAACCCCGGCUAAGGUCCUGAGGCAAAUUCAGCACCACGACAUUGUCCAUUUCGCCUGCCACGGGGUGUCCGACACUAACCCUUCAGACAGCCACCUGCUUCUGCUCACCCCAGAUGGGAAGGGUGCCGAUAAACUGCUGGCUCGUGAUAUAUCGAAUAUAGUUGCACAAAAUGCACAGCUUGCAUACCUUUCAGCCUGCUCCUCAGCCAAGAACUCCUCUGUUAUUUUAGCCGACGAAGUUAUACACCUGGCCAGCGCAUUUCAGCUC
Molecule: messenger RNA, 1483 nt
Organism: Tuber aestivum (summer truffle)
Lineage: Eukaryota; Fungi; Ascomycota; Pezizomycetes; Pezizales; Tuberaceae
Source: the annotation of a GenBank genome assembly